Messenger RNA from Nannospalax galili (Upper Galilee mountains blind mole rat), 4062 nucleotides. It is a transcript of the gene Klhdc1, whose product is annotated as kelch domain containing 1. The coding region runs from base 241 to 1275 and encodes 344 amino acids. The record is from RefSeq and is a predicted model, not a curated record. Gene Ontology annotation, molecular function: protein binding. NCBI's taxonomy places the organism in Eukaryota, Metazoa, Chordata, Mammalia, Rodentia, Spalacidae. The transcript has 11 exons.
GGGCAUCUUGCGGGAAUAGGGCACGUGGCCGCGAGCGCAAGCUCCUAACGGUCCCGGGUGGGAGGGCAGGUGCGAGCCAAGGUUCGGGGCUGGGAAGCGGCCUCGCGGGCCUCGCAGCCUCGGCGGCGCAGAUGCGCAGGUUCGGAUGCUUCCGCCUGCGCCAAUCUCGACCCUCCUCGCGUUCCGUUCGUGCGUCCGAGUCGAGUCGGGCGGCGGAGCGGGCUGGACCGCGGCGGGCGGAUGGCGGACUCGCAGGCGUUCUGCGUGGCCGAGGAGCGCAGCGGCCACUGCGCGGUGGUGGACGGACACUUCCUCUACGUGUGGGGGGGCUACGUGUCUAUUGAAGACAAUGAAGUCUAUUUGCCUAAUGAUGAAAUUUGGACCUAUGAUAUUGAUAGUGGGUUAUGGAAAAUGUACCUAAUGGAAGGAGAACUCCCUACCUCCAUGUCAGGAAGCUGCGGGGCUUGCAUUAAUGGAAGGCUGUAUGUGUUUGGAGGCUAUGAUGACAAAGGAUACAGCAACCGACUUUACUUUGUUAAUUUACGAACGCGAGAUGGAACUUACAUUUGGGAAAAAAUCACCAAGUUUGAAGGACAACCACCCACACCACGUGAUAAACUUUCCUGCUGGGUGUAUAAAGACAGAUUAAUAUAUUUUGGUGGUUAUGGGUACAGGAGACACAAUGAACUUCAGGACUGUUUUGAUGUUCAUGAUGCAUCUUGGGAAGAGCAGAUAUUCUGGGGGUGGCACAAUGAUGUCCAUGUAUUUGAUACAAAGACACAGACUUGGUCUCAACCAGAAAUUAAAGGUGGCGUUCCACCGCAGCCACGAGCCGCGCAUUCCUGUGCAGUUCUUGGAAAUAAAGGCUAUGUCUUUGGCGGACGUGUUUUGCAAACUAGGAUGAAUGACUUGCAUUAUCUAAAUUUGGACACCUGGAUUUGGUCUGGAAGGUUAUGGCACACAGCCUGUUUGGGAAAAGAAAAUGAAAUAAUGGUAUUUGGUGGGAGCAAAGAUAAUCUCCUUUUCUUGGAUACAGGUCACUGUAAUGAUUUAUUGAUCUUUCAAACACAGCCCCAUUCACUACUCAGGUUGUGCCUUGACUGCAUUGGUAAAAAUGCCAUCAUUUUAAAAAGUCAAAUACCUUUAUUACCUCCUAAACUUCUACAGCAAGUACUCAAAAAAAUAACAUUUUGGACUGCAGCCAAUUACCGAAAAGAACAAAGAAUCCAAAAAGAAGAAACAGAAAAUAAGUAUCAGUGGAUCAGUGGCCGCUGAAUUGCUCUAGGCUUUGUAUGUGAAAGCAUUUUAAUCAGUCUACACAUCUACCCUUCCAAUUUCGGGCUUUAUUUAAAGGAUAAAGUUUGAAACAAAAAAUGCUCUGUUAACAUGAUUACAUGGUAUGGGAUAUAUAAAAAAAGAUAUAAAUGCAUUUAUCUAUAUUUAUAAAUUGGUUUACUUAACAGAAUAAGUAUUCUUUCUAAAAGUAAGUUCAGUUAUAACAGAUCUUAACUCAAUACACACUGUUUUCUGGAAAGAUUGUAUAAAUUUGGAAUUACCCUAAAAACUUCAGAAAUCCCCUAACAUGAGUGUAGAUGAAUAUAUAAAAAUACAUAUUAACUUUCAUAAAGAAUAAAUUUCCUCAUUAAGAUUACCUAAGUGUUUCCUUAAAUAACAUUAUUACAGCGCUUCUGUCCCUUUGAGUGUGGGAACCGUGCUCAGUUCUGUUUGUAUUAUCCCUAAGAGCUGUUUUUAAGCAUAUAAAGUGGAGGUGUAUUUAUCAUACAGGUGUUGAAAUAUUGGGAUGUGAUGUAGUAAUACCUUUCAAGAUGUGUUAAAAUAUAUUUUGCCUUGGAAAAGUGUUUCUAAAGCAAUUUUUGUAGGUAACGUGGCAUGGUGGUCCACUAUUUCUGGCUCUAUAAAAGCCCCCAAUUUGACCCCAUCCUCCUGUACAGAGCUGAUGCUCCCAACACCACAGUGUUCAAACUCUAGUAUCUUCUCUUGUUUUUAGUGUUACCAUUUAUCCAGCAGUGGGAAACUGUUCCUUUCUAUUCCUCAGAAUGGUACUUUUGCCAUAGUUGAAGCACUGUCUGUAUUAUCAGCCAUGCCCUUCCCGUAACUUCCUGCUUAUGGUUCAUUACUGAAAAGUUCAACACAUAGCAUUAUUCCCCACACUGUCACCAUGCAAGUUAUCUCUGAACUUUAAAAUGCUAUAAAAAUAUAUUUCUAUAUUGAAAUGUGUAUAUAAUUUAUAGUGAAUCUUUUUAGUAUUUGUUAAAUUGUAGAUAAAUGUUUUAUACCUGCUGCAUUUUGGAUGUGUAAAGCUUCUAUUUAUGUAUUUGGGUAUUUUGUUGUUUACAUUUUAUUUAUUGAACAAAGUACACAGAAUCGCUGUUUCAUAGCUUUGUCAGUAUGGACCAAUCAGAGGCACUUGUGUAAAAAAAUUCAGUGUGUGGUGACAACAUGGUUCAUCAGGUAGAAGCAUUAAGUCCAGUGAUCUGAGUUUGAUCCCCCACCCCAGUGUAAAGGUGAAAGGAGAGAACUGACUCCAUCAAAUUGUUCUCUGGCCUCCACAUGUAUGCUGUGGCAUGUGUGCUCACACAUACAUCAUGUACACACACACACAAACACAGUAAAAUCGAAUAAAUAAUUUUGAUGUGAAUUUUUCUUACUAUUUUUAGUCUGCAUAACAAACUUGGAAAGUAAAUUGCACAAGUAAUACACUUCUUUGGGGGGCAUUAUUAUGAAUUUAAACAUUAGCAUUUUAUAAUUAAGGCAAAAAUAUACCCAAACUUAAUCAGAUGGCUGGUGAUGGGGCAGAAUAUGAUGUCUGGGAAUGUAUGGAAUGGAGGAGGCGGCUGGGGCUCAACAUAUCUGUCAGAUGCACACUCCCAGGGACCUAUUCCCAUCAGCAAGAUCCAAUUUCCUAGUUUCCAGCUCCAGAUAAGGAGCACCUGUUUCAUGAAUACAGAUACUUUCAUAUUCAAACCCCAGCAUCCCAUCCCUAGUGCACAUGGUUGUAGCCCUAGCUGGCCUGGAGCUCACAGAGAUUCACCUGUCUCUGCCUCCCAGAUGCUGAGAUUAAAGGUGUGUGCACCAUGCUCAGUGAGUCCCCAAAGUCUUAACAAGUCCAAGAUCAUUCAGAGGUCCUAAUUCAAAAGUCUCUGAGGAUCAAGACAAAGACUUAGCUGAGUCCCUCUUCCUGGCUUCGGGAUAUCUAAGCAUUGUUCCUAAUGAUCUAGCUUACAGCAGAGGAGACAGAAUCCUGGUCCUGGAUUCUGAGCAUAUCUAGUUUCUGGGGUAUCCCUGUGCCCUACCUUAGAAUAUUCUGGCACCAGCAAUCACAAGGUAACAGACAUUGGGGUAGAACACCGGGCUGCUGUGGCAGCGUGCAAGUGUCCUGAGCACAGGUGCUGAUCUUUGAGUUUGUUCAGCUUUUCACUUCUUGUGAGGAUGGUGUGGUGGCUUUUUAGGUUCCUCACAGGCCAGAUCAGAAGCUGGAAGUCCCCAAGAAUAUUUUUUUAGUGAAAGAAUGUUGUGCAGACAUUCUGUGGUAAGACAGUUAAUAGUGUCAUUAGUCACUGAAUUUCAAAUGCCCUAUAAGGAACUUUUUAAUUGUUUUAUCUUUAUGAGGACAAUCUUAUUCUUUCUGAAUUUUCUACAUUAUUAUUUAUUUACUGUGGGGUGGCACAUAAACAGGUCAGAGAAUAGCUUGUGGGAAUUGGUUCUUCCCUUUCACCAUAUAGGCACUGAGGAUUGAACUUGGGCUGUCCAGCUUGGCAGCAUGUACCUUUACUUGCUGAGUUAGCUCUCUGGCUGGAGAAUCUUAUUCUUAGAUUGACUCUAAUUUUCUCUAUAUCUGAUAAGAUGGAGCAGUUUAUAAGCAAUGUUUGAAAAGUUAGAGGUCUUCUGUUGCUUUGCUAAGACAACUCAAGGAUUUCUAAAAUGUUUUUAUUUUAUGAGUGUUGUGCUUGUACGUAUGUAAAUACCCCUAAGGGCGUGCUGUACUUGUGGAGGCCAGAAGAGGGUGUUGGAUUCCCUGGAACUGGAGUUAUGGAUGGUUGU